AUGUCCCGCAAACUCUGCAUCACCGCCGUAGACGGCCACACUGGCUCCUUGAUCGCCGAGCUGAUCUUGACGGAUCCCAACUUCAAGAAAGCCAUCGGCUCCGUGGUCGGUCUGACCCUGCACCCGGACGCCAGCGCCUGCAAGGAGCUGAGCAAACUGGGGAUGAAGAUCGUGCCCCACAAGCCGGGCCGCCUCCGCGCGAUGGUCCAGUCGCUCAAGGAGAUCGGGGCGGACGCGAUGUGCCUGAUCCCGCCCGCGCACCCGGACAAGCUCGACAUCACCAGCGAGCUGAUCGAGGCGACCAAGCAAGCCGGGGUCGCGAAUGUGUGCAUGAUCAGCUCCGCCGGCUGUGACCUCGCCGAGCGGGACCGACAGCCCCGGCUGCGGGAGUUCAUCGAUUUGGAGGUGCGGCUGCUCGCGUGCAAGGGCGAUCCCUCCACUUCUACCGGUCACUCGCCGGUUGUUAUACGACCGGGCUUCUACGCGGAAAACCUGUUGCUCUACUCCCGUCAGGCGCAGGAGGAAGGGCUCUUGCCGCUGCCUAUGGGCAAGGAUCACAAGUUCGCGCCUAUCGCGCUGGGGGAUGUCGCCCAAGUCGCAGCGCAUGUCCUCUGUGGGAAGGGCAAGCAUGGAUUCAGUGACAAGCACCGGGGUCAAUUGAUGGUGCUGACGGGCCCGAUGCUUGCCACGGGUGAAGAGCUGGCGUCUGCAGCCAGCCAGGCCCUGGGAGAAGAGCUGAAGUUCGAGGAUAUCUCUGAAAACGAAGCGAAGAGAGUCUUACAAGCGCAGUCGGACAGUGACCAGUCUGAGGUGCAGUAUCUGCUGGAGUACUACUCGUUGGUGCGUGAGGGCAAGACCAACUACAUUUCCACCACCGCGUUCCAUGACGUCACCGGGGGCCAUCCCCAGGAACCCCCGGACUUCUUAAAGGUCUAUGCCCAGGAGUUCCAUCCUAAGCGCACCAACAAAAGACGUAAGUUGAGCGGGG
Molecule: messenger RNA, 988 nt
Organism: Aspergillus fijiensis CBS 313.89
Lineage: Eukaryota; Fungi; Ascomycota; Eurotiomycetes; Eurotiales; Aspergillaceae
Product: NAD(P)-binding protein
Exons: 5
Source: RefSeq, a predicted model, not a curated record